This is a messenger RNA of Xyrauchen texanus (razorback sucker), 6814 nucleotides long. Its product is annotated as DENN domain-containing protein 5B. Lineage: Eukaryota; Metazoa; Chordata; Actinopteri; Cypriniformes; Catostomidae. Bases 184 to 4290 code for a protein of 1368 amino acids. The record is from RefSeq and is a predicted model, not a curated record. Gene Ontology annotation, molecular function: small GTPase binding; guanyl-nucleotide exchange factor activity. The transcript has 24 exons.
ACGGUCUUCGGACCAAACAAUCUCAACACAGACUGCAUUCCAAAGCUUACUGGGUGAAGUCAUAGCUAUUGGUUUUCAUUUAAACCGCGCUUUUGUUGAUUUAAUUUGACGGUGGUCGCUUUGAUAUGGAGCUGGUUGGGUCUGAGUUCUAGGCGCGGACAAAGCGGAUCAGCCCGAGCCGAGAUGAGCGCGACAAUGAGCGGCUCCGGGCCAUCAGCGCCCUGCCGCUUCGCACAUUACUUCGUCAUAUGCGGAAUAGACAUUGAAACGGGUCUAGAACCCGAUGCUUUGUCAGCUUUGUACCAAUGGCUAGAAGCCGAUCGGCUGGGCAGGGACUCUGAGGACAUGGCAGCAGGGGAAAACUUUGAUCAGAGCCCUUUGAAAAGGACCUUCAAAUCCAAAGUACUGGCCCACUACCCGGAGAACAUAGAGUGCAAUCCGUUUGACCAGGAGGCUGUUAACAUGCUCUGUAUGCCCAAAGGUCUCUCUUUCCGAACUCAACGUGACAGUCUCACCCCGCAGUUCCACUCUUUCCUCAUAACUAGAGAAGACGGUUCUCGCACUUAUGGUUUCGUCCACACUUUCUACGAAGAGGUCACCAGCCCUCAGAUCUGCUCCGCCAUGCAGACGCUACACCAGAUGCACCAAGCGGAGCAUAACACAUCUGCCCACAAAUGCCCUUCAUCUUCCUCCUCCUCAUCCUCCUCAUCUUCAUCAUCUAGUAUGGACUCGUUAGCCAGCAGUCUGGAUGAAAUCGAGUCUCCCUCGUCAUCACAAGGUACCCGCAGAAGCUGUGGCUGCUCAGGAGAAGGUUACGACUCCCUUCGCGACACGCUGUACGUGUCCAAAGCCAUGUGUCUGAUCACGGCCAUGCCCUUCAUGCAUGCUUAUAAACGCUUCCUGUCCCAGAUCCACCGCGCAGUUACGUCCAAUCAGCCACCUCCACUCCCUUUGGAGAGUUACAUUUAUAACAUCCUCUAUGAAGUACCUUUGCCCUCACCCGGACGCUCUUUAAAGUUCCAUGGUGUGUAUGAACCAAUCCUGUGCCAGAGGCCUGGCAUUGGAGAGCUGCCAUUGGCUGAUUUCCCACUGGGUGAGGCCUUUCGGUUGUUGGGGGCGGAAAAUCUAGUGCAGCUUUUCACUUGUGUCCUACUGGAGAUGCAGAUCCUCCUCUACUCACAGGAUUACCAGAGGCUUAUGGUGACUGCAGAGGGAAUCACAACGCUGCUGUUCCCUUUCCAAUGGCAGCACGUGUAUGUGCCAAUCCUGCCCGCUUCUCUGCUGCACUUCCUGGAUGCCCCUGUGCCCUAUCUCAUGGGCCUGCAGUCCAAAGAGGGCACAGAUCGCUCCAAACUGGAGCUGCCUCAAGAGGCAAACCUGUGCUUCGUUGACAUCGACAACCACAGUAUUGAGCUGCCUGAAGACUUCCCUCAGUUUCCCAACAAGACUGAGUUCAUCCAGGAGCUGAGUGAGGUGUUACUCAGUUUUGGCUUGUCUCCAGAUGGAGGCAAAACCUCCCCUCCUCCUCCAGUCACCACACAGACCUCCACACUGGAGGCCGAACUAAAGAACAUGUCUCUCAGAGAAUUAGUGGAUGACAAGAAGAAUGGGAACCUGGGAGGAGAAGCACUGGAUGUCUUGGAGCUUCUUCAGGGCAACCCUACUCUGGAGAGACUGCAGGCUCUGGCCAAGAGGACUGGGGUGAAAGUGGCCCGUUUGGAGGUGUUGGCAGCAGGGCAGAAGGGCACAGGGGAGGAGGGUGUGGGAGGAAGAUCUCCCGCAGAGGAAGAGGAGCUGCGGAAUGCUAAACUGAACGUGCAGCUGAGGGAGGUGUUUGCCGCACGCUUUGCAACGAUGUUUGCAGACUACGAGUCGUUUGUGAUUCAGAAUUCGCCAGAUUUGGAGUCCUGGCUGACCAAUAGAGAGCAGAUGCACAACUUUGACAAGGCCUCAUUCCUUUCAGACCAACCGGAACCGUACUUACCCUUUCUGUCCCAUUUUAUCGAGACGCAAAUGUUUGCCACCUUCAUCGACAACAAGAUCAUGUCUCAGUGGGAGGAGAAAGAGCCCCUCCUAAGAGUGUUUGAUGGACGCAUUGAGAAGGCCCGCCUCUACAAUGUCCGGGCCCCCAACCUGCGGUCUUCAAUCUACCAGAAAUGCACUUUCCUCAAGGAGUCUGCUCAGGCCAUUGAGCAUCGACUGAGGAAGAUCGACCACACUGCCAUCCAUCCUCACCUGCUGGAUAUGAAGAUUGGUCAAGGAAAAUACCAGCAGGGCUUCUUCCCCAGACUCCAAGCUGACGUGCUUGCCACAGGGCCCACCAACAACAAAUGGUCCAAUCGCACAUGCUCAACUCAGCGUAGAGUAGACCGACACCGUCAACAGAACGAACAUCUCGUGCUGGACAAUGAUCUGAAAGAUGUGGAGGGAUAUUUGCUCCUGCAGAACUCUAUGGCUUUCUGGGAGUGGGAUAAGGCACCACCCCCACCCGUUAAACCACCCAAAAAGUCCUUCUCGGCCUGCUGUCUGAAAUACAUGCAGGAAGCCCGUAACCUGGGGAAGAACCUGAGACAACCAAAACUUUCAGACCUCUCUCCAGCUGUUAUCGCUCAGACCAACUGGAAGUUUGUGGAGGGCUUGCUAAAAGAAUGCAAGAUGAAGACCAAGCGUAUGCUGGUGGAAAAGAUGGGGAGAGAGGCUGUUGAACUUGGGCAUGGAGAGGCAAACAUUACAGGGCUGGAGGAGAACACGCUCAUUGCAAGCCUGUGUGACCUACUGGAGAGAAUAUGGAGCCAUGGCCUACAGGUCAAACAGGGAAAGUCUGCGCUGUGGUCUCAUUUAUUGCAUUACCAGGCAAGAGUAGAGAAGAAUCAACUGCAGUCCGAGUCACCAGUGUCUAAUGGACAGGAAAGGCGCAAGUCGGAGUCCAGUUUUGGCCUUCCUGUGUUACGUGUAUCACUUAUACAGGAUAUGAGACACAUUCAGAAUAUGGGGGAGAUUAAGACUGAUGUAGGUCGAGCACGUGCCUGGAUCCGUCUGUCUCUGGAGAAAAAACUGCUUUCCCAGCAUCUCAAACAGCUGUUGUCUAACCAGACUUUAACCAAGAAGCUGUAUAAGCGUUACGCUUUCUUGCGUUGUGAAGAGGAAAAAGAGCAGUUUCUCUUUCAUCUCCUGAGUCUGAAUGCUGUGGACUACUUCUGUUUCACCAGUGUCUUCACCACCAUAAUGAUUCCAUACCGGGCGGUCAUCAUCCCAAUCAAGAAGCUUAGUAACGCCAUGACGACAUCCAAUCCCUGGUUGUGUGUGUCUGGUAAUUUGGGUGACUCCGGCAUCCUGCAGAUCACUAAAAACGUUCUGGAAAUGACAUUUGAUUCUGCCUUUAGGCCUCACACGCACAUCUCCAUCGCCUACAAGUGUCAGAAUCUCGGAAAGCUGACGACAGUGCAGCUGGGUCACGAUAAUUCUGGCUUCCUUGCAAAGUGGUUGGUGGAUUGUGUCAUGGUCCGCAAUGAGAUCAGCGGACACACAUAUAAGUUUCCAUGUGGUAGGUGGCUGGGGAAGGGCGUCGACGAUGGCAGUCUUGAGCGAGUUCUGAUCGGUGAAUUUGUAGUUCCGUGCAAUGAUGACGAAGGGGGGCGAGGGUCCAAGACUCCACCCCUUCAGAGAUCACCCUCACAGAUUCGGCGAAUCAGCAUCACAUCACUUACUGGCCGUGGAAAUAAACCAACAACAGUUCAGAUACAGGAAUCUAUCGGCGAAGCAGUGAACAACAUUUUAAAGCAUUUCCACAAACCAGAGAAAGAGAGGGGCAGUCUUACAGUUCUGCUCUGUGGAGAAGGUGGACUGGUGUGGGCCCUGGAGCAGUUCUUUCAUCAUGGAUUUCGCACAGCUCGGCUGUUUCAGAAGAAUGUCUUUGUGUGGGACUUCUUUGAGAGGGCAAUAACAUGUAUGGAGAAUGCAGAUCAAUUCGGAGACCUGCAAGAAACCCCAGAGUCUCUUGGUCUGAAUUGUGAAUCUCUCUAUCGCUACGUCAAUGGCAUCAACAAUACGCCACGCAACAUUGGCAAAGACGGCAAGUUCCAGCUGCUAGUUUGCCUUGGGGCGAGAGACCGAUUUUUGCCACAGUGGCUCCCUCUACUGGCCGAAUGCCCUGUCAUCACACGGAUGUAUGAGGAGAAUGCAUUGCUGCGAGACAAGCUUACAGUCAACUCUCUUGUCGCCGUCCUGCAAACGCUCCAUGACUUCCCCAUCACACUGGAGACCUCCCUAACAAAGUGCGUUGACCUUUAACUUCUCAUACUGAGAUUCAAUUCAGACUGCUUCCUGUUCUUGCAUCUCUGGCCCUCUCUGCUGCAACCCUCAGGGCCAAAGCGGCUCUAAAUGUGUCUCUGCCUUGUGCAUUCUCUAAAGACUUGUCAAAGCUUCCCCGUAAGACUGUCCUGCACCCCCAAGGAAAUGAGUCUCAGAACUUCACAGAUGUUUUGUAGCAGUAUUCUGAGUUCUUUCUUACUGAAAGCAGUGUUUGGGCAUUUUUGAGAAGAUUUUCCUAGACUUGUGGAUUUUGGUUUAAAAUCUGUGGUCAUUUCUGCACAUAUUGGCUGCGAGCGUGUGCGAAUAUGUAGUUGUAUUCUCUAGCGUUUAUGCUUUAAAUCAUGUGCCAUCUUUAGAACGCACUGUAGAAAGUGUGUUUUUUGGCAACUUGAUUUAGGAUGGAGCCUUAGUACUGACAGAUUAUAUAUGCCCAUUAUUAGAAGUUCAACAGGCAACCAUAUUUGAGAAAGUCUUGAUGAUAUUUAUAAUGAUUUAGUUUAUCUGUAAAUUUGACGUCUUUUGUUUAAACCAAUGCUAUCCAUGUGCUGAUUUUCAGUCAAUAUCUAAGGAACAUUAGUUCAACCAAUGGAUAGUCCAAACUGUCGUCAAUUUGAAACAUUCUUUAUGAAUGGUAAAGCGAAGUCUGUUGAAUGAAAUUUCAGAGAAAAUGGACAUUCCAACAAGACGUGAAGAACGGCACUGUAUGCGUUACAAGAUGUGUUGAUGUCUGAUAGUGUGUGCGCGUGUGGCUUUCCAAAGUGUUAAAGUUUAACACUUUGGAAAUAUAUUUUUUUAUUUCCCCAGUGAGUAUUAACUGUCAUUCAUAGAUACUUUUGUGUCAUGUUUGAUUUUUUUUAUUUAGUGAAACACAGAAAAUCAACAUAGAGCAAUAACACACCACUUUUAGAACCAGUGUCCCGCUUAUUAUUUUUCUCUAAUGUACAUUUACAAAAAAGUUUAAAUCUAAAAUGAGUACAUUGCCUUUCUCUCUUAAAGAUUAAAUGUUCGUUCACCCAAAAAUGAAAAUUCUCACAUAAUUUACCCUCAUGCCAUCUCAGAUGUGUAUGACUCUCUUCUGCAGAACACAAGAAUUUUUAGAAGAAUAUUUCAGCUCCAUCCAUACAAUGCAAGUGAAGAGUGACCAGAAAUUUGAAGCUCUAAAUGGGACGUAAAGGAAGCAUAAAAUUAAUCAAUAUGACUCCAGUGGUUUAAUCCAUGUAUUCUGAAGCGAUAUGAUAGGUGUGUGUGAGAAUUAGAUCAAUAUUUAAGUCCUUUUUACGAUAGAUUCUCCUCCCUGCCCAGUAGGGGGCGAUAUGAUAAACUAAAAGAAUAUUGUGAAGUGAAAGUGGAGAUUUAUUGAAAAAAAAGGACUGAAAUAUUGAUCUGUUUCUCACCCACACCCAUUAUAUCACUUUAGAAGACAUGAAUUUAACCACUGGAGUUGUAAUUAUUGCUUUUAUGUGCUUUUUAGAGAUUCAAAAUUCUUAGGACCUACAGAUCUGAUAUAUUCUUCUAAAAAUCUUCAUCUGUGUUCUGCAGAAGAAAGUCAUACACAUAUGGGAAGGCAUGAGGGUGAGUAAAAGAGAGAAUUUAAAUUUUUUGGGUGAACUAUCCCUAAGCAAUUAUCUGUGGGAUGCUUUAAAUGAAAAGUGUGAACCCUACUAUUUACCACUAAUUGAAGGUCUUUGAAGUGCAGCAUACUACAUUGUAAUUCCAUGUGUAAUUACUGCAGACUUUCACAUUUCUUAGAAGUAUUGUCCUUAACCCUGUUUGUUAUUUUAUGCCUCUGUUUUAAAACCUAAAACUAUGCUGAGAGAAUUUGAGUAGGAUUUACAGAUUAAGACAACUGUUACAGGUUGUCUGGGGAUCACUUUUUUCAUUGUUGCAUAAUAUUAAGUUUUGCUUUUUAACAUGACUCAGAAUUUGAUCUUGUUUUGUUCUUGAUAUUGUAGCACAUAUUCAACCUGUGUACUUUAUUUCUUUCUAUUUCUUCAACAAUACUUUUGUGACUGGUUGAUUUUGGACAAUUAACUGAAUCUUAGGGUGAAUUAUGUAGCAAUCUGACACUGUAUCAUUUAUUUAUUUUAGUAAAUGGGUUCAAACUCUUAUGUAUAGUAUGGGAUAUCCACCUUGUAUAAAAUGUUUUUUUUUGUUGUUUUGUUCUUUUUGUUCCAAGAGUUGCUGAAAUCAAUCCUCUCGCUUCUGGAGAGAUGAAGUUACAGGAACUGUCACUUUAGUUUUUGACACCGUUGCAUGCUACAUGUUUUAAAUCAUGGAAAAGCUGUCACUGUCAAUGUAUUAGUUCCUCUCCCCGGCUCCUUUCUGUCCAAUUCGGGACUCCUUCCAUUUUGGUUAAUCUGUUUAUCUCUGUAUAAGAGCAAACAAUAACUUUUUUCCUGUGCAAUCAAUUGUAUUGUAAAAAGCUCCCUGUGUAAAACGAGUGUAUUCAUUCAUCAGUUCUGUUGUUUAUAUCUGUAAAGCAACUCAUUAAAAUUGCUCAGUA